AGCUAUCAUCUUUAGCUUAUUUAUCUGAAAACUUGAGCCUAAUAUGUCUUCAAGUCCAUCUCCAGCUCCAAUAUAUAAACCACCAAGUUGGAAUCCGUUAGUGGUUUCUCUGGUUGCUCUUACUUGUACCAUCUUCCUCUUGUUUAGUUACUACAAUUAUUUAAAGAAACUCUGCUGCUGCGCGUUUAAUAGGGGAAACUCUAGAAACCCGGAUCAAAGACAGCUACUAAAUGAGGCCAAUUUUGAUGAUCCUUCUCUACAGUUUAACAGUCAUGGGCUGGAAUCAUCCAUCAUACACUCUCUUCCUAUCACUCAGUUCAAGAAGAAUAUUAAUAAAGAAGAAGAAGAAGAACUGCAACCAAGAAACUCUGAGUGUGGAGUUUGUUUGGGUGAAUUUGAAGAAGGGGAAUGGCUAAAACAUCUACCAAACUGCAGUCAUGCAUUUCACAUUCCUUGCAUUGACACUUGGUUUCAUUCUCACUCAAAUUGCCCACUCUGCAGAUCACAAGCAUUUGAUCUUACUAUUCCACAUGAAUGUUCAGUGUCUAUGUAUACAUUACUAGAGAAUUUAAGGAGGGAAGAUUUUUUUCAUGAAAGAGCAACGCAUUAUCAAAUUCUGCGCACUGCAGUGCUACAGAGCCGGGGGACUUAGAUAUGAAUCUACAGGUAAUAGCUGAUUUCUUUUCAUCAAACCGGUUUUUGAGUAAGGGAUGCUUGUAGAAUUA
This is a messenger RNA of Pistacia vera, 725 nucleotides long. RefSeq names its product RING-H2 finger protein ATL16-like. The transcript has a single exon. Bases 44 to 652 code for a protein of 202 amino acids. Gene Ontology annotation, biological process: protein ubiquitination. Gene Ontology annotation, molecular function: transferase activity. NCBI's taxonomy places the organism in Eukaryota, Viridiplantae, Streptophyta, Magnoliopsida, Sapindales, Anacardiaceae. The record is from RefSeq and is a predicted model, not a curated record.